AUGGACAUUCUACACCAGAUGUUCGCCAAGGCCACCAGAGAUGGCGUCUUGCGCCCAAUUCAGCUCCAGGAGAUUAAAUUCCAGUGCAGCCUUUAUGCAGACGACGUCAUCCUGUUCAUCAGGCCUUCGGUUCAGGAGGCAUCGGCGGUCAAGGAGAUUCUCAGAGUGUUCGGUGAGGCUUCAGGCUUAAAGACAAACCUGUCCAAGUGCUCCAUCACUCCUAUCUUCGGCGGCGAGGAAGCACUAGAGGAAAUCGUGGCUAUUCUGGGCUGCCAAGUCCAGGAAUUCCCAAUCAGAUACUUGGGACUCCCGUUGAGCACCAAGAAGAUCGCCAAAGCGCACGUGCACUCAGUCGUCAAAGCCGUCGCGCGUAAGCUACCACCCUCCACGGUUCGCGCUAAUGGCAAGGAGCGGCAGAUUGGUGUGGAUCAAAUCAGUGCUCCGGGUUGUGCCGAUCUACUCUAUGAUGGCAGACAGUCUACCGCCGUGGGCGAUAAAGGAGAUCGACACAAUUUGCAGGAAGUUUUGCGGGUCGGCAAGGACGCCUCGGUGCGCGGUAAAUGCAUGGCGGCAUGGAAGACAGCCUGCAGACCGACCGAAAUGAGAGGGCUCGGGAUCACAGACCUCAAGCUCGCGGGGUACGCGCUCCAAACUAGGUGGUUGUGGCUUCAGAAAACCGACAGCGCGCGCGCCUGGAGUGAGCUGCCAAUCAACGUGGACAAGGAGGUCCAGGCGUUCUUCCGAACGUCUGCGUACACGGAGCAUGGGGACGGCGCCAACUCGCUGUUCUGGGACGAUCGUUGGCUCCAUCAAACAGCGCCGUCAGACAUUGCUCCCAACCUAGUGCAGCUGGUCUCUAGGAGGAUUAGAUCAAGGAUGACGGUGCGCCAGGGGCUCGCCAACAGGCAGUGGACGCAGGGCAUCUCGGCCAGCAUGUCCACGGCAGCCAUCGCAGAAUUCCUAGACCUUUGGGAAGCCACGGCAGAACUUGCGGGCGGGUCACGGGUGGCGGCGAUGGAGCUUGUGACGCUGCUGGCGCUGACGCUGCUGGCGUGCUCGGCGGCGAUGCUGGCGCGGCUGCUGGUGGCGCGCGAGCAGCGGCGGCGUUGUUACCUGCUGGACUACGUGUGCUACAAGGCGACGGACGACCGGAAGCUGCCGACGGACCUGUGCGCCGAGAUCAUCCAGCGGAACCAGCUGCUGGGGCUGGAGGAGUACAAGUUCCUGCUGAAGGUGAUCGCCAACUCCGGCAUCGGCGAGGAGACGUACGGCCCGCGCAACAUGAUCGAGGGCGGGGAGGCCCGGCCCGACCGCCUCCGCGAGGGCAUGGAGGAGAUGGAUGAGACCUUCCACGCCGUCCUCGACGAGCUCUUCGCCCGGUCGGCGGCGCCCGGCGGCGUCGGCAUCCGCCCCGCCGACGUCGACGUCCUGAUGGUCAACGUGUCCAUGUUCUCGCCGGCGCCGUCGCUGUCCGCGCGCGUCGUGCGCCGCUACGGCCUCCGCGAGGACGUCAAGGUGUACAACCUCACGGGCAUGGGGUGCAGCGCCACGCUCAUCGCGCUCGACCUCGUCAACAGAUUCUUCAGUACGCACGCGGGUCAGGUGGCUCUGGUGAUGACGUCGGAGUCGAUCGCGCCCAACUGGUACGCUGGCAACAAGAAAUCCUUCAUGCUGGGCAACUGCCUCUUCCGCUCCGGCGGCUGCGCCUACUUCCUCAGCAACGACCCGCGCCUCCGCGCGCACGCCAAGCUCCGGCUCCGCCACGUGGUGCGCACCCACACGGGCGCCUCCGACGAGGCCUACAACUGCGCGCUCCAGAUGGAGGACGACGCCGGCCGCCCCGGGUUCCACCUGGGCAAGGAGCUGCCGCGCGCCGCCGUGCACGCCUUCAUCCACAACCUCCGCGUGCUGGCGCCCAAGGUGCUGCCGCUCCCGGAGCUGCUCCGCCUCACCUGCGCCACCUUCUCCGCGCGCCUCGCGCGCAAGCGGGGGUCCAAGUCGUCCAACCACCUCACCAUCCGCAUGAAGGCCGGCGUCGACCACUUCUGCGUCCACACGGGCGGCGCCGCCGUCAUCGACGGCGUGGGCAAGGGGCUCACGCUCACGGAGCACGACCUGGAGCCCUCCCGCAUGACGCUGCACCGCUUCGGCAACACCUCCGCCAGCAGCGUCUGGUACGUGCUCAGCUACAUGGAGGCCCAGGGCCGGCUGCGCAAGGGCGACCGCGUGCUCAUGGUCACCUUCGGCGCCGGAUUCAAGUGCAACAGCUGCGUCUGGGUCGUCGAGAACCCCGCCACCGACGCCGGCGUCUGGAAGGACUGCAUCCACCUGUACCCGCUCAAGGACGUCUCCAACCCCUUCAUGGAGAAGUACGGCUUCCUCAAGGACCUCACGAUCGAUGGACCUAUGAUGUGA
This is a messenger RNA of Miscanthus lutarioriparius, 2415 nucleotides long. Lineage: Eukaryota; Viridiplantae; Streptophyta; Magnoliopsida; Poales; Poaceae. The record is from the annotation of a GenBank genome assembly.